GGGACGUAAAAUGUGAUCACGAUUCUCAUGCGCGCCGGUUGGUCAUGGUCGCGCGCCGAGCGCGCUUCACCACGAACAGUGGUAGAUAGUAGGUCGUCGUCCCGUCGCCGUACUUUUCAGUGAGUACUCGCCGUUGCCUUUCACAGCAGGGUUCAAUUAUGAGGCUCGCCCAUGCCCUGCCCAUCACGGGCUGUAUCUCGAUGGCAGCUGCUGGGGUUCUCAGGCGACAAGACAGCUCCUCGACAGGUGCGACCUCGACGACAGCCGACAACGGCACGGGAAUCACUGGAUCAGCAAGCAAUAUCGACGCAGAUGCCGGGGCUUCAGGCUCGCAAUCGGGAUCUUUCAACUUGUCCAAAGGUGGACUGAUUGCCAUCAUCGUGGUAGUAGCAUUUGUGGCGAUUAUCGGAGUCGCUUCUACAGUGCUCUGGGUCCUGGCAAAACGACGCCAAUGGAACGUCCGACAAUCCAUUAAGCGUGCUUCCCGCCGACUCACUGGCCGAGCUGGUCGAGAAGGGACGCGAGAGAGGCAGUCAAAGCGCAUUGGUAUGCAAAUGAGUAGUAAUAUGGAACGCGGACACAAGCGUGGCGUGGUCGUGCAAGUGAACGAUACUGGAAAGGAGUCGCGAAGCACGUCACAACCUGAUCCGAACCAGAGCGAAGUGAAAGGCAAGUGGGCGGAAAAGCUGUGGAGAAAUGAUUGGCAGAAGUGAUGCAUUGAGCAGCUUAUGGUUCACGAUUGUAUUUGUAGCUCACUGAAGAGUGGCACAUUGUUCUGCCCGCCUCAGUCCUCCAUUUCGUCGUCACUUUCGUCAAGAUCCACUACUUGGCUAGGGCGAGGUGGUUGCGAGUGCUGAGGUCGUGCAGUAGAAGCUGUAGAUCGAGGCUCGGGCUUGACUGG
Molecule: messenger RNA, 901 nt
Organism: Cercospora beticola
Lineage: Eukaryota; Fungi; Ascomycota; Dothideomycetes; Mycosphaerellales; Mycosphaerellaceae
Source: RefSeq, a predicted model, not a curated record